Dimorphilus gyrociliatus is the source of this 1204-nucleotide messenger RNA. NCBI's taxonomy places the organism in Eukaryota, Metazoa, Annelida, Polychaeta, Dinophilidae. The record is from the annotation of a GenBank genome assembly.
CAUGGAUCCGCCAAAGAAGUCUCGGAAAGGUUAUCGACAAUUAAAGGCAGUUAUCAACGAGAAUAAUCCUACUGCUGACUUAUUACUAGCUAUCGGAGGAGCAACAUUUAGCGCCGAAAACUUUUCAAAUAUGACUAAAAGCUCACAGCUUAGGUAUACAUUUGCAAAAAACCUCGUAGCUUAUGCAAGAAAAUACUAUUUCGAUGGAAUAGAUAUUGACUGGGAAUUUCCCCAGGAAGGCGAAAAAGACAAUUUUACGGGUUUGCUCGAGGACUUACGACAAGAGAUUGAUAAGGAAUAUGGAAAGAGUUUUGAUAUUGUAAAUGGUAAUUUAAAAAAGAAGCUUAUUCUGUCAGCAGCUGUAACUCCAAGUCCUUAUAAUGUAAAAUAUCAUAAGGAUAUUUUUUUCAAAUAUCCCCUGGAUUCAUACGAUAUAUCAGCCUUAUUUAGAUUACUGGAUCAAAUUCAUCUGAUGACAUAUGAUUUAAAUCAUCAUGAAUUUAUUUCACACCAUAGCCGAAUUAAUACCACGGAGAAAGACUCAAGCGUAACACGGCAGUUUGCAAUAGAACUUCUAUUAAAUGAAUGGCUCAAGUAUGGCAACGCAUCCAAAAUUUUCCUUGGUUUACCAUAUUAUGCACGUACUUAUACUGUAAAAAUCCCUAGUAUUAAAUCCUUAGAUGAUCCAAACUUAAAUGUUAAAAUUGCUGACAUUUUCGGAAAAAAUAUGAGCUCAGGAAGAGGCAAUCCUGGUUUAAUAACAAAAGAACAAGGAAUUCUUGCCUAUUAUGAGAUUUGCGAACUAUUGAAGACAAAAUCGGAUUCUCAACAAAAAAUAAGCGAACCAUACUUAUACGAAAAUCUAAACGUUCCCUUCUUUACUAUUUCAAGGAUAAAAAAAAAUGAAGGAUUAAAUUUACAAUGGAUAGGAUAUGAUGAUCCUGAAAGCUUGGCAUUUAAAGUAAAUUUUGCAAAAAGUAAAGGUUUAGGUGGCGUAAUGAUAUGGGCAAUUGACAUGGACGAUUUUAAUGGUAAGUCUUGUGGUAAACUUUAUCCGUUGAGUAGAUCAGUAUAUGACGCUGCAACGGGAAAGAAUGCAUCGGAAUUCCUCCCCAAUUUUCACCCAGCAGCAAAUUCCAUGAUUGACCAAGCCAAUAAAGUCCUAAUCAGUUUUAUAUUUGGAAUAUGGUUUCUAACAUCAUAG